This is a messenger RNA of Empidonax traillii (willow flycatcher), 946 nucleotides long. It is a transcript of the gene FKBP3, whose product is annotated as FKBP prolyl isomerase 3. The record is from RefSeq and is a predicted model, not a curated record. NCBI's taxonomy places the organism in Eukaryota, Metazoa, Chordata, Aves, Passeriformes, Tyrannidae. Bases 131 to 808 code for a protein of 225 amino acids. The transcript is spliced from 7 exons. Gene Ontology annotation, molecular function: peptidyl-prolyl cis-trans isomerase activity.
UCCUCCCGGCCCUCCCCUUCUCCCCAGGCGUUUUCCUGGCCUUCCCCCUCCUCCCCUCCCCUCGCCGGGCGGUUUCCCAGCCCUCCUCUUCGGAGUAGGAGGAGGAGUAGGAGGAGGCGGGGUGGGCAAAAUGGCGGCGGCCGCCGGUCCCGCGCAGCCCUGGAGCGCCGAGGAGCUGCGGAGCGAGGCGCUGGCCAAGAAGGAGAUCAUCAAAUUCCUGCAGGAGCACGCGGCGCAGGCGUUCCUGGCGGAGCACAAGCUGCUGGGGCAGGUGAAGAACGUGGCCAAGACGGCGAACAAGGAGCAGCUCAUCGCGGCUUACACGCAGCUUUUCCACACGCAGCGGUUCAAGGGCACGGACGGCGCGGAGAAGGCGGCGGAGAAAGCGAAGCCGGCCAAGGCGGAGGAGGCCAAGGGGAAGGCGGUGAAGGCUGAGGAGGCUGUGGAGGAGGGGCCACCAAAGUAUACAAAAUCCAUUUUAAAGAAGGGCGACAAAACCAACUUCCCGAAGAAAGGAGACACUGUGCACUGCUGGUACACGGGAAAGCUGCAGGAUGGGACAGUCUUCGAUACCAAUAUUCAAUCAAGCUCCAAGAAGAAAAAAGCAGCCAAGCCCUUGAGUUUCAAGGUUGGCGUAGGAAAAGUGAUCCGAGGUUGGGAUGAGGCCCUGCUGACCAUGAGCAAAGGAGAGAAGGCCCAGCUGGAAAUCGAGCCCGAGUGGGCCUACGGCAAGAAGGGGCAGCCCGAUGCCAAAAUUCCCCCGAAUGCAAAGCUCUUCUUUGAAGUGGAGCUGGUGGACAUCGAGUGAGGAGUGAAUUCCCUUUGCUGCUGGGAACCCAGGGACUGGCACUGGAACUCCGGGAUGCAGUUCCAGCCUGGCCCUGCGGAAAUGGAGCGCUGUCCCUGCCCCUCUGUACAGUGACACCCCACUAAACCAGUUUGUACC